AUGUGGAUCAUAUCGGAGAACAGCUCAACGGUCGUGCAUUGGGACGAACCCCAGUUCGCCGACGAUCUGCGCUCAGUACAGGUGCUGGAGUUGGAGAAGAUCCGGUCGGGCGAGUCGCUGAAGAAGGGCACUUACGAUCUGAGCUACAUAGCGGUGGACGAGAGCGGCAACUCUGCCCGAUGCGACUUCCAGGUGCAUGUGGUGCGCGAGUUCUGUCGAGUGCCACCGGCGCCGGUGGGCGGCGAGCGUGAGUGCUCCGACUGGGGCCCCGGCGGCAGGUUUAAGGUGCAUGUGGUGCGCGAGUUCUGUCGAGUGCCACCGGCGCCGGUGGGCGGCGAGCGUGAGUGCUCCGACUGGGGCCCCGGCGGCAGGUUUAAGGUUUGCCGCAUUAAAUGCAAUCAAGGCCUGCAGUUCUCGCAACCCAUACCAAAGUUCUACGUGUGCGGCGCCGAAGGCUUCUGGCGCCCCAACGACGACACCGACAAACCCCUUGUGUUCCCCUCGUGUGCGCCCAAACACUUGGCUCAACGCAUCUUCCGUUUGGUGAUUAACAUCCCGUCGUCUGUCGUUUGCAGCGAUUCCGGCAAAAAGAUACUGACCUCUCGGGUCACCGAAAGCCUCCUCCGCAUUGACAGGACGUGGAAGAUAUGCUCGGAUCAGUCGCGCGGCGCCUGUAAGGGACUCGGCGUUAACGUCAAGUGCACUAAACAGCAGAACAUUUCGCGUCGGUCUAAGAGACAGCCGUCGGGCGAACAAUCGCAGGACGAUAUGGACGUGUAUUCCGUGGAAAUCGGUUUCCCCGCAAACAUCGAUCCCAUAGUAAACGUCAAUUCGCAGGAAAAGGAUAGUCUCGAGUCAAUCAUACGGCGAGCGGUCGUCGAAAGUGCCAUAUUUGACGUGAGGGACACACUUCCCAACGUCAGUCCCGACCUGCGAUCCCUGCGCCUCAUCACAGAGUACGCGUGUCCGCCCGGACAGGUCGUGAUGGCCGACAGUUGUGUGGAGUGCGGUGUCGGCACCUACUAUGACGAGCCCACGCAGUCGUGCGCCAAAUGUCCGAUCGGCACCUAUCAGAACGAGUUGGGACAGUUGGCCUGCAAGAAGUGUGCGCUCAUUGGCGAACGACAGGGCGUUACCAUCACUGCCGGUUCCCGCGCCGCCGAAGACUGCCGCGAGCGCUGCAAUGCGGGCACGUAUUUCGAUACGGCCCACAACUCGUGCCGGCCCUGCGGUUACGGUCACUAUCAACCCGCCGAAGGAUCGUUUACUUGUAUAUCUUGUGGCACUGGACUCACCACCAGAAGCCAAGAGGCCAUCGCUCGCCACGAGUGCAGACCUGAAUGUAUGGCCGGUUUCCAACUGUCUUCGAACGGCAAUUGCGAGGCCUGUCCUAUCGGUCACUACCGAACCAGAGGUCAGCCAUCGUGCGAACCCUGUCCUCAGGGAUUUACCACCGGCUCAAUGGGCGCCUCCACUCCAACGCAAUGCAAUCUCGAGAUCUGUUCAGUUGGCCACUACCUGAACGUGACGGUUGACGAGUGUGUGCCCUGUCCUAAAGGCACUUACAUGGAUGUCGAGCAACGCGACCACUCGUGCCAAUCGUGUCCGCCCAACUCGACGACCGACGGCUUGGGCCACACCAGUCAAGACCAGUGCAGCAAUCCCUGCAUUAUCAACGACAAGAUGGAGUUGUGUCCGCCCAACAGCCAGUGCGAAGCGCCCUCGGGUUCGGGCGAAGACUUCCGGUGCGUGUGUAAGGAUGGCUUCAAAGAGAUCAUGACAGCCGCAGAGGUUAAUUACCCGCACUGUGUGAACGUGUGCGACGACUACUGCAUAAACGGCGGUCGGUGUGAAUGGGCGCCGGGCAUGAAGAGGCCGCGCUGCGAGUGUCUCAUCAACUUCUACGGCGAUCGUUGCGAACGCAAGUCAGAGCUUAUAUACAUCGCCGGCGGUAUCGGCGCCUCCGUCUUCUUCAUCAUAUUCAUCGUACUCUUAAUAUGGAUGAUAUGCGUCCGCACGGGUCAGCGCCCGAUCACCAAAAAGAUGUCCGUUCACACCAUACCCACGGACUUCGCGCCGACGCCCGGCCCGCAGCCAAACUUCUACUACGGGUCGCCCGCGCCGUACGCCGAGUCCAUCGCACCCUCACAUCACUCGACGUACGCUCACUAUUACGACGACGAGGACGACGGCUGGGAAAUGCCUAACUUCUAUAACGAGACGUAUAUGAAGGAGAGUUUGCAUAAUGGGAAGAGCAACGGAUCCACUCUUCAGGGCAUCAGUAAUCCGGCCUCAGUUUACGGCACCAAAGAGGACCUCUACGACCGGCUCAGGAAACACCAGUAUUUAGGCAAAAAAGGAGAUACAACGAGCGAUAGCGAAGAUCAGGGAAACUAA
Messenger RNA from Medioppia subpectinata, 2397 nucleotides. Lineage: Eukaryota; Metazoa; Arthropoda; Arachnida; Sarcoptiformes; Oppiidae. The record is from the annotation of a GenBank genome assembly.